This is a messenger RNA of Brachypodium distachyon (stiff brome), 1217 nucleotides long. Its product is annotated as NAC domain-containing protein 104. Gene Ontology annotation, molecular function: DNA binding. The transcript has 3 exons. Gene Ontology annotation, biological process: regulation of DNA-templated transcription; system development. The record is from RefSeq and is a predicted model, not a curated record. NCBI's taxonomy places the organism in Eukaryota, Viridiplantae, Streptophyta, Magnoliopsida, Poales, Poaceae. The coding region runs from base 218 to 817 and encodes 199 amino acids.
UCAAAGCAACAAUUCUGCAGCCGCCUCAAAGCCUUUCAACACACCUUGAAUUGCAAGUCUCUCCCUCUCCCUCUACUUACAAAUAUAUGCACGCAUACACCCUCUAUAAAUAUCACUAAGACUGCACGAUAAGCAAGCACCUCUGCUUUCGUCUUCCUCACAGCCUUCCAUCUGCCUCUAGUCUAUCUACUUCUAGCGACCUUGCACACUACCAUAGAUGGGUGGAGCUUCUAACCUUCCUCCUGGUUUCCACUUCUUCCCCUCCGACGAAGAACUCAUCGUCCAUUUCCUCCGCCGCAAAGCCUCUCUCCUCCCAUGCCGACCCGACAUCGUCCCUACACUACCUCCAAAUCGUUACGAUCCAUGGGAACUGAAUGGCAAAGCACUUGAAGCAGGGAAUCAGUGGUACUUCUUCAGCCACUCGACACAGAGUAGGACCUCACAAAAUGGGCAAUGGAAUCCAAUCGGCGCUGACGAAGCAGUAAGUAGUGGGGGUCGUAAUAUUGGCCUGAAGAAGAAGUUCAUCUUCUCCAUUGGGGAGCCCUUUCAGUCAAACAAAACCAACUGGGUCAUGCAUGAGUACCACUUACUCGACGGGAAUGGGGGUAGCAGCACUUCAAGUAGUUCAGGCAAGCGGUCCCACAAGAAGAAAGGCCACUCAAACAAAGAAUCCAGCAACUGGGUGAUAUGUCGGGUGUUUGAAUCGAGCUGCCAUUCACAAGUGAGCUUCCACGAGGACGACAUGGAGCUUUCAUGCCUAGACGAGGUGUUCCUAUCCCUAGAUGACUACGAUGAAGUCAGUUUACCAAAAAAUUAGAACUCUUGUUAGCACAACUGAUAGAGCAGGUCCUGCACACCUAUCAUGCCAUCUGAUUAUGAUGAUUCUCAGAAGAAAAGUUUGUUUCUGGACGAUCAAAUGAUUUGAUAAGUGUUAAACCUAAUUCACUCUAUCUAGACCAGACAUGUAAUUAUUCUCCUCCAAGAAUGUGCAUGAAACAACUUUGAUUUGUUUCAACUACUAAGGAAUGGGUAAUCUUUCUACCAGAGAUUACUUGAGCAUUUGUAAUAACAAAGGACAUGUCCUGGAUGAUGAUCAUUGUAUGAAGCCAACAGUGAGCACCAUAAAGUCUCUUGUGGGGAGAGGGUUGGAACUAACAAAGGACAUGUCCUGGAUGAUCAUUGUAUCAAGUCAACAGUGAGCACCAUUUUUUUUCUGA